Messenger RNA from Parnassius mnemosyne (clouded apollo), 1152 nucleotides. Lineage: Eukaryota; Metazoa; Arthropoda; Insecta; Lepidoptera; Papilionidae. The record is from the annotation of a GenBank genome assembly.
CUGUUUAGCUUUUAUCGAUGGAGGGUUAAAACCUUAAUUGACAACGCAUAUGAGCAGCACCUUAAGUUGAUACAGAAAAGCAUAAUUGACGAUCCGGUAUUUUUUUGGAAAUAUGUUAGUGAUAAAAAGAAAGAAAGACGACAUACUGAAACGUUUAGUUAUAAAGGUGCAGAAGUAACAGGUCAAGAUGCGGCUAAUGCCUUUGCUGAAUAUUUUGGCUCAGUAUUCCAUAAUGAAAAGCCCCUAUUAAAUUAUGUAGAUGCCGAAAAUGCGGCUAACUCACAAAAUAACGUGAUGCCCAUCUCAGUCAGGCAAGUAGACGAAACUGAUUUUAGAUUGGCAAUAAGACGCCUAAAACCACGAUCUGCUGGUGGCCCUGAUCGCAUUCCCGCUUUUCUGGUCAAGGAUUGUGCGCCAGCUCUUCGUUCACCGCUCUUGUUUAUUUUUAAUCUGUCUCUUAGACAGGCUACAUAUCCAGAACAAUGGAAACUAUCUAGGGUGACACCUGUUCCAAAGGGAGAACCUGGAAAAGAUGUUUCUGCUUUUAGACCUAUUGCGGUGCUUUCGGUUCUGGCGAAGAUAUUUGAAACCAUGUUGGACUUUCGCAUUAGGAAUCAGGUAGAUAACAUUUUGCAUGAAAGUCAACAUGGGUUUCGAAAGAAUCGUGCAACGACUACUAACUUGAUAGCGCACGUAGACUAUGUCUGUGCUGAGAUGGAUUCUAGGAGACAGGUAGACGCCGCCUAUUUCGAUUUUAGGAAGGCUUUUGACCUGGUGAGUAAUGACAUACUGUUACAUAAGCUAGCUAAGUUGGGCUUUACUCCGAAACUUCUUCAACUCUUUGCUAGCUAUUUGGAUAAUCGUCGUCAAUUUGUUAGAGUGAGUGGUUUCGAAUCCGCUGAUUAUUUCACUAGAUCUGGGGUCGGGGUCCCACAAGGCGCCGUCAUAUCCCCCCUCCUCUUUACACUCUUCACAAGUGAUAUUCUCAAGGAUGCAGUGGUAAAUACUGCUUUCUUCGCCGACGAAACGGCACUCUUUGUAUCUGACUAUAAUGGGAAUAGUCUCACUUUCAAAACUCCAAAAAACUACCAAUCGCUCAGGCGAAUGGUUCCAAUGGUUCAAUCCAUAGGCGGCUAUAGAGAAUCGAAGUGA